This is a messenger RNA of Fukomys damarensis (Damara mole-rat), 10540 nucleotides long. It is a transcript of the gene Brca2, whose product is annotated as BRCA2 DNA repair associated. The record is from RefSeq and is a predicted model, not a curated record. Gene Ontology annotation, cellular component: nucleus. Lineage: Eukaryota; Metazoa; Chordata; Mammalia; Rodentia; Bathyergidae. The coding region runs from base 120 to 10340 and encodes 3406 amino acids. The transcript is spliced from 27 exons. Gene Ontology annotation, biological process: regulation of DNA-templated transcription; double-strand break repair via homologous recombination.
UCAGACUUGAAACCAACGUGCCUGUGCAGUUUUUGUCGACCUACUGCAGCCAAAUUUGAGCCACACGUCUGGAGCGGAAAUACAGUAAAGCAAGCAGUGGAAAAAUACUACAGAGAAAGAUGCCUAUUGGAUCCAAAGGGAGACCAACUUUUUUGGAAAUUUUUAAGACGCGAUGCAGCAAAGCAGAUUUAGGACCAGUAAGCCUUAAUUGGUUUGAAGAACUUUCUUCAGAGGCUGCACCCUAUAAUUCUGAACCUGCAGAAGAAUCUGAAUAUAAAAUCAACAGUUAUGAGCCAAAUCUAUUUAAAACACCAAAAAGGAAACCUUUUUGUCAUCAGUUAGCUUCAACUCCAAUAAUAUUCAAAGAGCAAGGUAAAACUCUACCACUAUACCAGGCUCCUUUAAAUGAAUUAGGUAAAUACAGAUUAAACUUGGGAAAGGAUAUUGACAAUAGUGAACUUAAAAAUCAUCGCACAGUGAAGGCUAAAGUUGACCAAGCAAAUGAUGUUGCCAGUCCACCUGUAAAUUCUUGUUUCAGUGAAAGUCCUCUUGUUCUACAGUGUACACAAGUAACACCACAAAGAGAAAAGCCAGUGAUAUGUGAAAGUUUAUUUCAUACACCUUGGCUUAUAAAGGGUCAGACACCAAAACAUAUUUCUGAAAGUCUAGGAGCUGAGGUGGAUCCUGAUAUGUCUUGGUCAAGUUCUUUAGCUACGCCACCAACUCUUAGUUCUACUGUGCUCAUAGUCAGAGAUGAGGAAGCAUCUGAAACUAUAUUUCCUAAUGAUACCACUGAUAUUUUGAAGCGCUCUUUUUCUAACCAUGAUGAAAAUCUGAAAAAAAUUGAUAAAUUUAUCCCUUCUGUGGUGAACAAUGAAAACAAAAAUCAAAAAGAAGCUAGCCAUCAUGGAUUGGGGAAAAUGGUAGGGAAUUCAUUUGGAAAAGUAAGUUGCUGCAAAGAUCACUUUGGAAAUUUAAUGCCAAAUGCCCUAGAAGAUGAAGUACAUGAAACAGUUACAGGCAUUUCUGAAGAAGAUAGUUUUUCACUAUCUUUUUCUAAGUAUAGAACGGGAAAUUUACCAAAAAAAAGAACAAGCAAGACUAGGAAAAAAAUUUUCCAUGAAAGAAGAACAGAUAACUACAAAGAAACUAAAAAACAAAUGAAAGAAAAUAAAUAUUUAUUUGCAUCUGAAAUGGAACCAAGUGAUAGUGAUCCUUUAGAUUCAAAUGUACCAAGUCAAAAGCCUUUUGGCAGUGAAAGUGACAAAAUCUCCAAGGAAGCCAUACCAUCUUCAGGUUCUGAAUGGUCUCAACCAGCACUUCCAGGUCUAAAUGCAACCCAGACUAAGAAAAUACCUCUACUGUCUGUUUCUUAUGACCAAAAUAAUUCUGAAAAAUACUUAAUAGAUAGUGAAAAAGAAUGUGCAAACCAUAGUACUUCAGAAAAUUCUUUGCCACAUAUUUCUCGUCUACCAGAAAAGAUAUCAAAUGAAAAACCUGUAGAUGAGAGAGAUGAAGCGCAGCAUCCUGAAUCUCAUAAAGACUCCAUUUUUGCAGUGAGAGAGGCAAUAUCCGGGACUCCUCCAGUAACUCCUCUAUUUCACGGUAUAAAAAGGUCUAUAUUCAAGAUAAGAGAACCAUCUGAAGAGAGUUUUUGUACCCUUUUCUCAGAUAAUGUGACCAAUCCAGACUUUAAAGAAGAAACUGAAGCCUCUAAAAUAGGAUUGGAAAUAUAUACUGUUUACUCACAGAAAGAAGAUUCUUUAUGUCUGAGUUCAGUUGAUAAUGGAAGCUUGCCAGCCACUAUCACACAUUCUUCUGCAACUUUAAAGAAUACAAGUUUAAUAUCCACUUUGAAAAAGAAAACAAAAAAGUUUAUUUAUGCUAUAAAUGAUGAAGCAUCCUGUCAAAGAAAGAAAAUGCAGAAAGAGCAAACAAGAGAACCAGCCAACAAUUCAGCCCAAUUUGAAGCAGAUGGUUUUGAAGCAUCACUUACAUUUGCAAAUGCUGAUGCAGGUUUAUUGCAUUCUUCUGUCAAAAGAAACUGUUUACAGAAUGAUGCUGAUGAGUUGACCUUUUCAACCAACUCUUCUGGGACAAAUCUGAGAAAAUGCUCCAAUAAUGAAAGCAAUUAUACUAAUACAAUAAUAUCUCAAGAUCUUAAUUAUAAAGAAGCAAAACUUAAUGAAGAAAAACUACAGUUAUUUAUACUCCCACAAACUGAUUUUCUGUCAUGCCAUCAGAAAAGACAGCAUAAAGAUGAUCCAAAAAACCAGAAAGUUUCAGAUACAGAGGAAAACGUCUUGGUUGCAGCAUAUCAGCCUGAAGUUCAUCAUUCAGAGGUAGAAUACAGUGAUAUUCCAUUUCAAUCACAGAAAAGCUUUUUUGAUGGCCAUGAUACUACCAGCCCUCUUACGUUAACUCCUAGCUCCAAGAAUCCUCUUUCAAAUCCUAAAGGAAAAGAAUCACACCAAAUGUCAGAGAAACUAAAAUAUAAAAAUUGUGAAGCUGGUGUUGAAUUAGCCAAAAAUGCUUCCAUUGAAGAAAAUGAAGAAAUGUGUGUUUUAAAUGGAAAUUCUAAAAAAGUUGAGCUGUUGUCACCUGCAAAACACAUAACAGGAGUAUCACCUUCAAUGAAGAUGCCAUUCAACCAUAAUACAAAUCUAACAGUAAUCCAAAAAGAAACUUCUUUAAUUUCAGAAAUAACUGCCAGUCCAAACUCUGAAGAACUUUUCGCAAGCAGUGAGAAUUUUGUCUUUCAAAUAACUGAUGAGAGGAAUAGUCCUGUUUUAGGAAAGACUAAGGAAAUUUGUGGAUUAGAUUUUAGUUUUAUGAAAGAACCUAUACUCCAGAACUGUGCCAUGGUAGUAGAUACAGACAUACAUGACAAACAAGCAGUCCAAGUGCUGGUUACUGAAGACUUUGACCCAUCAAAUACAAUCCAUGAGCUCAAAGAGAAUAGAAAUAGUAUAAAGCAGCAUCUAACUUCAGGACUUGAAAUUCAGAAAUCAGACUUGAAAUCAGACAUCUCCUUGGAUAUGAAAACAAACAGGAAUAACGAUUACACACCCAAGUGGACAAAUCCAAGUUUGAGUCACACUUUUGGAGGUAAUUUCAGAACAGCUUCCAAUAAAGAAAUAAAAGUCUCUGAACAUAACAUUAAGAAAAGCAAAAUGCUCUUCAAAGAUAUUGAAGGACAGUAUCCUAAUAGUUCUGCUUCUGUUGAAAUUGUAAAUACCUUAUUAAGUAACCAAAAGAAAUUAAACAAACCUCAUGCAUUUGAUUCACAGUCAGUUAGCAGUGUGUCUACAUGUGUGCAGAAUAGUCCAUCUAUUUCUGAUUGUGAAAAUAACCACUCGACCUCCCAGAUGUUACCAUUAAAGCAAGAUUUUAAUUCAAACCAUAAUUUAACACCUAGCCAAAAGGCAGAAGUUACAGAACUUUCUACUAUAUUAGAAGAAUCAGGAAGUCAGUUUGAAUUUACACAGUUCAGAAAAGCAAGCCACUUAAUACAAAGUAAUAUAUUUGAAGUGCCUGGAAACUGGACAACUGCCUUAAAUACCAUUUCUGAGGAAUGGAAAGAUGGUGAUCUUCAUCCCACAAUUGAUGCCUCAUCUAUUGAUCAGAUAGACAGCAGUAAAAAAGUUGAAGGAGUUAAACAAAAGUUGGCUUGCUUCUUGAACAACAGUCAUAACAAAAGUGCUGCUGGUUCUUUAGCAGAUGAAAGUGAAGUGGAGUUUAGAGGUUUUUAUUCAGGUCUCGGUGUAAAACUGAGUAUUUCUAAUGAAGCUCUACAGAAAGCUAUAAAACUGUUCAGUGACAUUGAAAAUAUUAGUGAAGAGACUUCUACAGAAGUAAAUCCAAUUUUCUCUUCAAGUAAAUGUUACAAUUCUGUUGUUUCAGGGUUUACGGUAGAAAAUCAUAACAAUGAUAAAAAUAUAAAUAAUUGCCAACUAGUAUUACAAAACAAUAUUGAAAUGACUACUGGCAUUUUCAUUGAAGAAAACACUGAAAAUUGUAUGAGAAAUACAGAAAAUAAAGAUAACAAAUAUAUUGGUACCAGUAGGAAUAUUUGUAAAUUAGGAAAAUCUGGUGGCAGCAAUUCAAGUAAAAAUGAUACCGUUUAUGUUCACAAAGAUAAUGAUUUGCCAUGUAAUGAUCAGCACAGUGUGCAUCUUAAAUUAUCUAGCCAGUUUAUGAGUGAAGGAAGCACACAGCUUAAAGAAAGUUUAUCAGAUUUAACUUGUUUAGAAGUUGUAAAGGCUGAAGAGACAUGUUACAUUAGCUCAAAUAAAGAACAGUUAUCUGCAGGUGAAAUGGAACAAAAUACAAACAAUUUAAAUACACUCUUUCAGACUGCAAGUGGGAAAAAUAUCAGCAUCACCACAGACUCAUUAAGUAAAGUUGUAAAUUUCUUUGAUCAAAAACCAGAAGAAUGGAAUGACUUUUCAGAUUCUUUGAAUUCUAAAUUACUUCCUGGCAUAAGGAACAAAAUGGAUGUUUCAGGUAGUGAGGAAACAAACAUGAUGAACAACAAAAUAUUGGAAGAAAGUACCCUAACUGGUACUGGAACUCAGUUAAGUCUCUUUCAACAACCUGAAUGUAAAAUAGGAAAUAACAAAGAACCUAACCUGUUGGGUUUUCAUACAGCUAGUGGGAAAAAAGUAAGAAUUGCACAGGAAUCUUUGGACAAAGUGAAAAAUCUUUUUGAUGAAAAACAUGAAGAUGUUAGUAGUAAAAUUACCAAAUUGAGUCACAGAAUAGCAAAGACCAGAAAAGACAGAGAGGACUGUAAAGGGCUUGGGUUAGCAGGUGAAACAGUUGAGGUAACAGAUACCCCAGUGUGUGAAGAAAUGCAGAAUUCCUUAAAUAAUAAAAACUUUAGUGAAACUGGGAUGCUACCCAGCGAUAGUUUAGAAAGACAAACUGAAAAUCUCGAAACAUCAAGUAGUAUCUCUUUGAAAGUUAAAGUACAUGAAAGUGUAGAAAAAGAAACCGCAAACAACCCUACAACUUCUUGCACAAAUCUGGUCCCUGAUUCAGCUAUUGAAGAAUCUUUAGGAUUUUUCACAGGACACGGUGAAAAAAUUUCUGUGAAUCCAGCUUUACUAUUUGAAGUGACAAAGUGGCCUAAAGGAGAAUUGGAUGAUAAACAACAAAUAAAUACUGCUGAUGUUGUAUGUGUAAAAGAAUAUUCUCAGGAUUAUGUAGGAAAUCCUUUGAGUAAAAUUAGUUCAAGCAGUAUCAUAACUGAAAAUGACAAAAUUUAUCUCUCUGAAAAACAAAAUUUAACUCAUUUGAAUAACAGUAGCACGUCUGAUAGCUACCAUUCCAAUGUUUGUCAUUGUGAUGAUACAUAUGAUGAUUCAGGGUAUCUCUCAAAAAAUAGAAUUGAUUCUGGUAUUGAUUCAAUCAUGAAUGUCGAAGAUAAUAAAACUGGCUUUCCUGAAGUAUCCACUGUAAAAGAAGUAAACACAUAUCCACAAACCAUAAGUAAAGAUAAUUGUGUUCAGAAACCCAUGACUAAUACUUCAUCGUGCAAAAAUAAAAAUAUAGCCAUUAACUUGGCUGUAUCUGAUUCAGAUAAUUUUGAGGUAAGGCCACCUGUGUUCAGUACAGCCAGUGGUAAAAUGGUCCCUAUUUCACAAGACUCAAUUAAAAAAGUAAAAAAGAUAUUUACAGAAAGCUGCAAUAAGGUAAUUAGUGAAAACACUGAGAAUAACAAGAUGAUUAACCAAAGCACUGAGAGUAAAUCAAACACUUGCCAAAGAAAAACUGUUACAGCUUCUAAUGCAGAGGAUAUUAUUUUUCCUAACUCUCUAGAUGAUGAAUAUACACAUUCAUGUAAAGUUUUUGCUGGUACUGAAGGUGAAGGAAGUUUACAAUGUAAUAAAAGUAUAUCUGAAUUGGAGAAAGUUUCUGAAAGACCACAUUAUGUUAGCUUGAAAACUUCAGAUAUAUGUAAAUUUAAUAAUAAAGGGAAUCUUCCCAACUCUAUCUCUACAAAUAUUUAUGGAAUUUUUAGCACAGCGAGUGGAAAAUCUGUAGAAGUAUCAGAUGCUUCGUUACAAAAGGCAAGACAGGUGUUUUCUAAAACAGAUAGUGCAAAGCAACUCUUUUCUAAAGUAUUUAAAAGUAAUGAACAUUCAGACCAAUUCACAAAAGAAUGUACUAUAAUGCAUACCCCCCCGAAAGUACUGUCAGUUCCAAAAAACUUUCAACAUAAUGUAAAUUCAUCUUUCUCUGGUUUUAGCACAGCGAGUGGAAAACAGGUUUCAAUUUCAGAAAAUGCCUUACAUAAAGUUAAGGGAAUGUUAGAGGAAUUUGAUUUAAUAAGAAAUGAAUAUAUUCUUGGGCAUUCACCUUCAUCUAAGCUAGAUGUAUCGAAGAUUCCUGUUUGUAGUGAUAAAAAUCCGGGCCACACUAUAGAUUCUAAAAUGGAGAAAACCUUCAAUAAUGAAUUUAAAUUAUCAAGUGACUAUAACACCGAAGGCAGUUCAUCAGAAAGUAAUCACUCUAUUAAAGUUUCUCCAUAUUGCUCUCAGUUUAAGCAAGACAAGCAACACUUGAUGUUAGGAACCAAAGCAUUACUUUUUGAGAACGUUCAUCUUUUGGGGGAAGAACAGUCUUUACCCAAAAAUAAAAUGGAAAUUGGUGAAACUGAAACUUUUCCUCAUGAUUCUGUGAAAAGUGCAGAAGUAUGUUCUCACCAUAAAGAACCAGAAAACUAUUUUGAAACGGAAGCAGUGGAGAUUGCCAAAGCUUUUAUGGAAGAUGAUGAACUGACUGAUUAUGAACCACCAAGUCAUCCCAAACGUACACUUCUUACAUGCCAAAAAAAUAAAAGAAUUUUGUUAAAUUCAGGAACUGGAAAAAGAAGAAGAGAUGCCCUUGUUUCAAUUGGAGAAUCUCAAAUCAAAAGAAGCUUGUUAAAUGAAUUUGACAGGAUAAUAGAAAAUGAAGAAAAAUCCUUAAAAGCUUCGAAAAGCACUCCUGAUGGUACAAUAAAAGAUAGAAAGCUGGUUACACAUCACAUUUCUUUAGAGCCAAUUACCUGUGGACCCUCUUGCACAACUAACAAGUGUCAAGAAAUCCAGAAUCUAAAUUUUACUGUACCUGCUCGAGAAUUCCUGUCUAAAUCUCAUCUUUCUGAACACUUGACUUUGGAAAAAUCUUCAAACAGUUUACCAGUUUCAAGGCAGCCAUUUUGUAAUAUUCCUACUGUAAGAAAUGAAAAAGUGGGAAUUACUACAGGCAAAUCAACCAAAGUCUUUGUUCCACCUUUCAAAACUAAAUCACAUUUUCACAAAGAUGAAUAUUGUGUGAGCAAGGAUAUUAAUUUAGAUGCAAACAAACAAAAACAAAAAAAUAUAGAUGAAUAUGGCUCUGGUGAUAGUGAAAAUAAUGACAGUGAGAUUCAUCAGUUUAAUAAAAACAGCUCCAAUCAAGCAACAGACGUAAUUUUCACAAAGUGUAAAGAAGAACCUUUAGAUUUAAUGACAAAACUUCAGAAUGCCAGAGAAAUACAGGAUAAUCGAAUUAAAAAGAAAGAAAGGCAGUGUAUUUUUCCACAACCAGGUAGCCUGUAUCUUGCAAAAACAUCCACUCUGCCUCGAAUCUCUCUGAAAGCGGCAGUGGGAGGCCGAGUUCCCUCUGCAUGUUCUCAUAAACAGCUCUAUAUGUAUGGCGUAUCUAAACAUUGCAUGAAAAUUAAUAGCAAAAAUGCUGAGUCUUUUCAGUUUCACACUCAGGAUUAUUUUGGUAAGGAAGAUUUACAGGCCGGAAAGGGAAUACAGUUGGCUGAUGGUGGAUGGCUUAUACCUGCCAAUGAUGGAAAGGCUGGUAAAGAAGAAUUUUAUAGGGCUCUGUGUGACACUCCAGGUGUGGAUCCUAAGCUUAUCUCUAGAGUUUGGGUCUAUAAUCACUACAGAUGGAUCAUAUGGAAACUGGCAGCUAUGGAAUUUGCUUUUCCUCAGCAAUUUGCUAAUAGAUGCCUAAGCCCAGAAAGGGUCCUUCUUCAACUAAAAUACAGAUAUGACGUGGAAGUUGAUAGAAAUAGAAGAUCAGCUUUAAAAAAGAUAAUGGAAAGGGAUGAUACACCUGCAAAAACACUUGUUCUGUGUGUUUCUGACAUUGUUUCAUCAAACACAAAUACACCUGAAACUUCUAGCAAUAAAACCAGUGUUGCAGAUACCAAGAAAGUGGCCGUUAUCGAACUUACAGAUGGAUGGUAUGCUGUCAAGGCCCAGCUAGAUGCUCCUCUCUUAGCUCUCUUAAAGAGUGGGAGGCUGGCUGUGGGUCAGAAGAUCAUUAUCCACGGAGCAGAACUGGUGGGCUCUCCUGAUGCCUGUACACCGCUUGAAGCCCCAGAUUCUCUCAUGCUAAAGAUUUCAGCUAACAGUACUCGGCCUGCUUGCUGGUACACCAAGCUGGGGUUUUUUCCUGACCCUAGGCCUUUCCCUCUGCCCCUGUCAUCACUGUUCAGUGAUGGAGGAAAUGUUGGUUGUGCUGAUGUCAUUGUUCAAAGAAUAUACCCUAUACAGUGGAUGGAAAAGACAUCAUCUGGGUUAUACAUAUUUCGCAAUGAAAGAGAAGAAGAAAAGGAAGCAGCAAAACAUACAGAGGCCCAACAAAAGAAACUGGAAGUCUUAUUCACUAAAAUUCAAGCACAGUUUGAAGAGCAUGAAGAAAACACGACAAAAUGGUGUGUACCAUCACACGCAGCAUCAAGAGAGGAGGUCUGUGCUCUCCAGGAUGGUGCGGAGCUUUACGAAGCAGUGAGGAAUGCACCAGACCCAGAUUACCUUGAGGGUUAUUUCAGUGAAGAGCAAGUAAGAGCCUUGAACAAUUACAGACAAAUGCUGAAUGAUAAGAGACAAGCACAGAUCCAGUCGGAGUUCAGGAGGGCCAUGAAAUCUGUGGAGCAGGGGGAGCAAGGUCUAUCGAGGGAUGUCACAACUGUGUGGAAGUUGCGUGUUGUAAGCUAUGAGAGAAAAGAAAAUUAUUCAGUUAUAUUGUGUAUUUGGAGACCAUCAUCAGAUUUAUAUUCCCUCUUAACCGAGGGAAAAAGAUACAGAAUCUAUCAUCUUGCAGCAUCAAAAUCUAAAAGUAGAUCUGGAAGAGUGAACAUACAGUUAACAGCAACAAAAAAAACUCAAUACCAACAACUAACGGCUUCAAAUGAAAUCUUAUUCCAGAUUUAUCACCCAAGGGAGGCACUUUGCUUCAACAGACUAUUAGAUCCAGAGUUUCAGCCAUCUUGUUCUGAAGUGGACCUCAUUGGAUUUGUAGUUUCUGUUGUGAGAAAAAUAGGUCUUGCUCCACUGGUCUAUUUGACAGAUGAAUACCAUAAUUUUUUGGCAAUAAAGUUUUGGAUAGAUCUUAAUGAAGAUAUUAUUAAACCUAACAUGUUAAUUGCUGCAAGCAACCUCCAGUGGCGACCAGAAUCCAAAUUUGGAAUUCCUACUUUAUUUGCUGUGGAUUUUUCCAUGUUUUCUGCCAGUCCAAAAGAGGGCCACUUUCAAGAGCAGCUCAACAAAAUGAAAAAUGUUGUUGAGAAUAUUGAUACAUUUUGCAAUGAUGCAGAAAAGAAGCUCACACGUUUACUUAAUGUAAACGAUUCCGAGUGGUCCACCCCAUCUAAAGACUGUACGUCAGAACCACACACUGCUCAGACAGUCCUUGGUACAGGAAACAAGUGUCUGAUGUCUUCUAGUAGUGAGAUAAAUUGUCAGAGUCCUUUAUCACUUUGUUCGCCAAAAGGGAAGUCUGGAUCUAUACCAGUAUCAGCCAAAAAAACUUCAAAGUCUUCUGAAGAAGAGAAAGCAAUGACUGACCCAAAAAACUGCAAUAAAAGAAGAGCCCUGGAUUUCCUGAGUCGUGUGCCUUUACCUCCCCCUAUGAGUCCCAUUUGCACAUUUGUUUCCCCAGCUGCACAGAAGGCAUUUCAGCCACCAAGGAUUUGUGGCACCAAGUAUGAAAUACCUAUAAAGAAAGAAGAAUUGAAUUUUCCUCAGAUGACUCCACUUAAAAAAGCCAAUGAAGUUUCUCUUUUGGAAAGCAAUUCAAUAGCUGAUGAAGAACUUGCAAUGAUAAAUACCCAAGCCCUUCUGAAUAGCUCUGCAGGAGAAAAUCAACAUCUAUCUAUCAGUGAAUCUACCAGGACUGCUCUUUCCAGUUCAGAAGAUUAUCUUGGACAGAAAACUCAUUAUACUAUGUCUCUCGUCAAAGGACAAGAGAAUUCACAAGCCAGCACAGAAGAAUGUAAGAGCAACAUGCAGGAAACAAGUAGGAUAAAGAAUAUAUCUAAGAGAUUGCAAAGGCAACAGAAGCAUAAAUAGCAAUAGUUACUCUUAACCUUUCCAGUCUGUAGUACAGUUUCAAACUGCUUAUCAGUAUUUACAUAACAAGAAAAAGCAUGGCUAAGUUUCACAGUUUAUAUUUGCAUAUCACAAAUGUUCUUUGCUUGAUUCUGUUUUCAGUUGUACAUCUUAAAAUUGUACAUUAAAAAAUCUCAUUUAAAUAUUUCAUUGAAUUUGAU